AUGAAGAUGUUCUGCUGCUUGACAGGCGGUGUACAACGUACGCUAACACCCCAGAUAAUAAAGGAGAGGGAACAGAGACGCACAACGCAUCUCAUCAUUCAGAGCCAGAGAACAACUGUGUUUUUUGAUGUAAUAAAUCUAUUGUUACAACCUCGCGGAGCAGAUGAUGAUGAUGAUGAUGAUGAUGAUGAUGAUGAUGUCUCCAGGAAUUCAGUGCAGGAACAAGACGUGGUUCUCCAGUCCAUUGAUCGAGCCAUCGAGGCCAUACACAACGCCGCCAUGAAGAACGCUGGCAAGUACAACCUGGAGCAAAGAGAUGUUCUGCAAAAACUUAUCCAUCAUAGGAAGGAGACCCAGUCUCGGAAAACCCAUUCACCGACCAGCCAAUCAAACUCCUUGACCAUCUCAUCCAGCGACUACCACUUGGAUUCUGGCCGCCAGCCUAACGGUGUAUGUCGGAGUGGUUUUGACCGUCACAUGAGUUUACCCAACUCUGAGGUGACGUCUAAGGAAGACAUCGCCUACCAGGUUCCCCCUCAGGCCCGUCGUGCUGCUCCUAUCACUCCUCCUCCCCCAGAGAAACGCAGAAGUGCCCAGACAAACCAAACUACUAAAAAUAACACUGACAAAUCUUCCCGGCCCAUACUGAACAUGUCCACUACAAGCGUGUCGUCUCUUGACACAGCCUGCACGGCUUCCACAGACUCUUGUCAUAUCUCGGCAACCUCCAGUCCCAGUAACACCCCACCACCAGUCCCCAGUAGAAGUGUGCACACUACAGUGUCUCAGAGCCCGGAAGCCUGCACCAUAGUCCCCGGAUCCCUGAGCUCCCACAGUAAGCGGGCUGCCCCAGGGCCACCGGAGCAGGAAAGUCGCAUCGAAGGCCAUCAACAUGCACGGAGCAAGCACACGGCGCCAGCCCCUCCCAGCAUGGAAGCGUUCAACUCUGUCACUCAUGACAGCAAAUCAAAAGAACCUUUGAAACCCGCCUCCGUGGAGCCUAUAUGUGCGGCCAGCAAUGUGCCAAAGUCCAUCGGGGCGGAGUUAAUCGAACUGGUUAGAAAGAACACCAACCUUAGCUAUGAACUGUCUCGUGUGGCUAUUGGAGUGAUUGUCGGACACAUCCAAUCAUCGGUACCGUCUACCGGGCCAGUGAUGGAACAGAUUCUCAUCUCUUUGGUAGAAAACAAGGAUUGCCGCUCUGGGUUACCAUCUGGGCAGAUCUGCCAUGACGAGCAGCGUUUGGAGGUCAUCUUUACAGACCUGGCCCGGCACAAAGAUGAUUCCCAGCAGCGGAGCUGGGCCCUGUACGAAGAUGAGAAUGUCAUCCUUUGUUAUUUGGAGGAGCUCCUGGUUAUUCUGACAGAUGCAGACCCCGAAGUGUGCAACAAGAUGUGCAAGAGGAACCAAUCUGAGGCCGUCCUGUCUCUGGUGGCCUAUUAUCAGAUGGAGCACAGGGUUUCUCUGCGUCUGCUGCUGCUGAAGUGUUUCGGGGCCAUGUGCAAUCUGGACGCUUCCAUCAUUUCAUCAUUGGUUAACUCCGUUCUUCCUAUGGAGCUGGCUCGUGACAUGCAGACGCAUACCCAAGAACACCAGAAAAUGUGUUAUUCAGCUUUAGUCCUUUCCAUGAUUUUCUCUAUGGGAGAACCUCUUCCUUAUCACCAUUACGAGCAUCUCAACUCCCAGUUUAUCCAAUUUUUACUGGAUGUCAUCGAGGACGGCCUGCCUUCUGACACCACCGAGCAGCUGCCGGAUCUGUUCAUCAACGUGCUGCUGGCCUUCAAUCUACACAUAGCAGUUCCAGCGAACAACGUGAUUAUGAAGACUCUGCGCAAGCGACCCAAUGUCAAGAUACUGACAGAGAAGCUUCUUCUGCUUCUGAACAGAGGCGACGAUCCCGUCUGUAUCUUCAAACAUCAGCCGCAGCCGCCGCACUCCGUUCUGAAGGUCUUACAGGACGUGUUCGCCAGCUCAGAGACCGCGAACAUCUUCUAUCACACGGAUAUGAUGGUCAUGAUCGAUAUCAUUGUCCGCCAGAUAGCAGAUCUGUCUCCUGGAGAGAAGCUCCGCAUGGAAUACUUGUCAUUGAUGCAUUCUAUCAUCCGCUCAACUGCCUACGUCCAGCAUCUCCAUCGCCGCCAGGACCUGCACAGCAUAUUCCAGCGAAUCCUUGACGAGGAGGACGAAGGGCCCCACUGUCAAAUGGACAAAAUGAUCAUCCGGCAGAUCUACAAAGAGUUCCCUCAGCUGUCGCCCGAGAGCGGCUGAACGGGCACCGCCGCGUCAGAGUUUACAAAUGUUUACACGAUCCGUAUAUAAUCUUUCUGUGGGAGCCCCGACCGGUCUGCGCGGCUUGUUUACAGAGCAGUAUUAG
Molecule: messenger RNA, 2374 nt
Organism: Nanorana parkeri
Lineage: Eukaryota; Metazoa; Chordata; Amphibia; Anura; Dicroglossidae
Gene: NCKIPSD
Product: NCK interacting protein with SH3 domain
Exons: 14
Coding region: 1-2268 (755 amino acids)
Biological process (GO): endocytosis
Molecular function (GO): Arp2/3 complex binding
Source: RefSeq, a predicted model, not a curated record